Arachis duranensis is the source of this 2148-nucleotide messenger RNA. RefSeq names its product BTB/POZ domain-containing protein At5g48130. Lineage: Eukaryota; Viridiplantae; Streptophyta; Magnoliopsida; Fabales; Fabaceae. The transcript has 4 exons. Gene Ontology annotation, molecular function: protein binding. The record is from RefSeq and is a predicted model, not a curated record. The coding region runs from base 94 to 2037 and encodes 647 amino acids.
ACCUCACCAAAUUCAACUUCUUCCAAUGCUCCUAUUUUCUGCUCUAUAUACUCCUGCAAUAAUUCAGAUUGAACAUUCACAUUAAUUCUAAGCAUGGAAAUUGCAAGUUCAAAAGAUUGCUCCUCAUCAGUGGCUUCUAGUCCUUACUCAUCACCCAACAUUGGUGCCUUGCUCAAGAUCAAGGUCAUUACAUGGAGCCAAGAAACUGGUUUACCUGUCUCUGUCAGAGUUUGGGUUAAAGAUAAGAUGUUCAACCUACACAAGUUUCCUCUGGCUUCAAAGAGUGGAUACUUAAAGAGAAGGCUAAAGGAUACUCAUGAGGUUGAGCUGCCAGAGAAUUUCCCUGGAGGGCCAGAAACCUUUGAGAUGAUUGCAUUGUUUAUUUAUGGAACCUCAACACUGAUUGACCCUUUUAAUGUGGCGGCUCUGCGCUGCGCAGCUGAGUUUCUUGAGAUGACUGAGGACUAUUGUACAGGAAACCUCUGUGAGAGGUUGGAUCUAUAUCUGAAUCAAGUUGUGCUGCAAAGUUGGGAUGACACACUGAUUUCACUCCAAAGGUGCCAGAUUCUGCUUCCUUGGUCUGAAGAUCUGCUUAUAGUGAGUCGCUGCAUCGAGGCUCUGGCCUUUAUGGCAUGCAUGGAGAUUCUUGACCCUGAAAGAAGGCGUGACACGCCGGUUGUCACGUUGGAUGAAUUGGCCUCACAAUCCUGGAGCUGUGAGAUUGUGAGCCAACAAGAUGUAUGGAUGAAGGAUCUGAUUGCAUUGCCUUUUGAUUUCUUCAAAAGGGUCAUUGGAUCUUUGAGGAGACAAGGGAUGAAGGAGAAGUAUGUGAGUCCAAUCCUUGUUUUCUAUGCAAAUAAAUGGUUGCUAUCUAACAAGUCACUUCCAUUUUCUGGUGAGAAAAGUAGUGAUGAUAAUGACAUUAACAGAACUUCAAUGAUUCUACAAGGCAUCAUUGAUCUUCUUCCAAUGGGGGAUAAAGCUAGCAAAGUGAUUCCAGUUGGUUUCUAUUUUGCUUUGCUUUCAAGAUCUCUUGAAUAUGGUUUGAGGAAUGGAAGUAAGGCAAAGUUGCAAUCACAGAUUACAGCAUUGUUGCACUUUGCACAAGUUGAGGAUUUUCUUGUUCCUGAAAGUGGAACAACAGCAAUGUCCUCUAGUAUUGAGUUGGCAACAAUGGAAAACAUGGUUUCAGCAUAUGUAGCAGCAUCUAACUCACACAUGAACCGUCCUCCAGAUGCUAGAAAUUUCGCAGUUGCAGAACUUUGGGAUGCAUAUCUGUCUAAUGUAGCUCCAGAUCCUGAAAUGGAUCCUAAGAGAUUCAUGGAACUCAUUGAAAGGGUGCCACCUUCUUAUAGACAGAACCAUUACCAACUCUAUAGAGCAAUCAACACCUUUCUCAAGACUCAUCCGGAUACAUCCCAAGAUGAUAAGGGAUUGGUGUGCAAGUACCUUGAUUGCCAGAGGCUAUCACAAGAGGCAUGCAUUGAAGCAGUUCAGAAUGAACUGAUGCCGCUUCGCCUUAUUGUGCAAGCUCUAUUUGUUCAACAACUCAACACACACAGAGCCUUCAAAGAAUGUUCAGAUUCGUUCCGGUAUGCGCAGUGUGGAGACUUAUCUGGAAGCCUAUCAAGCCAGAAUCUUGUGGAAAGCCCUUACACAGAUGGACCAGAAUUGCAUAGCAGCAGGCCUUUGAGCAUUGUGAUGAGGAAUUUCAAGUUCUCAACUGCUGAAUAUGAGUCCACAAGCUUCAGGAUUCAGAACCUUGAACAAGAACUCAUGUCAUUGAAGAGAAGCCUUCAGCUGCACAACAUUGUAACAACAAAGAAAGCUGAAGAAACAUCACAGAAGUUGAAGCCAUGUGGGUUGGAAACAAGAUCAUUCAGCAAAAAAAGGAACCAUAUUGGACAAGCAACUAGUUGCAUCGGUUCUUUAAACUUUGCUUCACAGAGAAGGUAUGCUAGCCGGUUGCUGAAGCUAUUUCGCCGCAUAACUUUGUUUGGAACUCGGAAGCUCAAGAAAAAACCAGGGAAUUCCUAAUCAAUCUACUUAGAACAUAGUUACCUGCAACUCAAUAUAUUCCAUUACAGAAUGUAAAAUAUUUUAUGUAAAAAGUAUACUUAUGACUUUCUGGUAUGCAGAUGAAUUUAC